This is a messenger RNA of Strongyloides ratti, 1377 nucleotides long. Its product is annotated as Nucleoporin p54. Bases 1 to 1377 code for a protein of 458 amino acids. The record is from RefSeq and is a predicted model, not a curated record. Lineage: Eukaryota; Metazoa; Nematoda; Chromadorea; Rhabditida; Strongyloididae. The transcript has 2 exons. Gene Ontology annotation, cellular component: nuclear pore central transport channel; nuclear pore. Gene Ontology annotation, biological process: protein localization to nuclear inner membrane; NLS-bearing protein import into nucleus; nuclear pore organization. Gene Ontology annotation, molecular function: structural constituent of nuclear pore.
AUGGUUAGUUUUUUGUCAUCAACUGGUGGAGGAUUAGGAGGAGGAUUAUUUGGUAAUACAAGUACUGGAACAACUUCUUUGUUUGGUUCAAAACCAACAACUGGAGGAGGAUUAUUUGGAUCAACAAGUCUUAUGAGUACAGCUCCUACGACGACUAAUUUACUAAAUCAAACUAUUAUUAAACCCAAUACGGUACAUGAUUUAAUACAAGGUGCUGAAGCUUUAGCUAAAUCGGUUUCAGGACCAGAAUUAUAUGGAGACAAAAGAGAUGAGAUAGUUGCAAAAUUAAAUCAAUUAUCAGCAGCUUCAGGUAUUGGAAAAGGUUACUAUAAACACGAUGCUCCACAAGUAGAUUACUCUCCAGAAGGAAUAUUUUAUAGACUUAAGUCUGUUGGUUAUAAUCGUCAAAGUAAUUACAAAGAUGCUGAUGGAAUAGUAGGUAUGGUAAUGAAGACAUCUCCAUCAAAUGUUGCUACAAAAGAACAACGUCAAAAAGUAAUUGAUGCAUUGUUUGUAAUUCUUGGUUCUAAGCCAACUGUUCAUGCACAUGUAGAAAAUGUUAAACCAUUAACAGAUGAUUUAGUUGAGUUUCUUUUUUAUGUUUAUGAUAAAGCUAAAGGAAGAGUAUCGGCAAAGGAUGUAGCACAAUUUUUUAACCAAACUGCUCAAUUUCAACAGCUUCAAAAUCAACUUCAAUGUGUUAAAAUCACACCAAGAACACAGGUAUCUGAACAAGAAUUAAUGAAUUAUUUAAAGCAACCACCAAUAGGAUAUGAUUUAAUAUUUUGGAAACAAUGUGUCAAAGAAAAUCCUGAUCCAAAAAAUUUUAUUCCAUAUCCAAUACGUGGGUUUGAACAAUUAAGAGAAAGGCAAAAACUUCAAAUAGCUGAAAUAAAUCUUCAGGAAAACCUUAUCAAUGAUCUUCGUGAAAGAUUACAUACUGUGCAAAGUGAUAUGUCAGUAUUACAAAAUGAAUAUAUUUCAAUAAAACAAACAAAAAAACAGUUAUCACAUAGAUUACUAAGAAUUCUAGCUACUCAAGUACUUCUUCAAAAGUAUUGUAAAGCUUUAGAUAGUGAUGAUGAAAGAUUACAUGCAGCGCUAGAAACUGUCAAUGCUCAUUUAAAUGCACCGGGACAAAUUAAGGAGAAAAUUAUAGAUUUGUUAAAUAAAGUUGAAACUAAUUCGGAUGUAUGGAAGGCACAAAAACUUGGCGCAGCAAAAAAUAAAAAUGUAACAAUUGAUAAAGAACUAACUACUGAUGAAGUUAAUCAUAUCCGAAGAUAUCUAACACGUUGUCGUGGGUCUUUGGAACAAAUGACUAAAAAAAUUGAAAAAACAAAGAAAGAUCUUGACAUUGUAAUGAAAGAAAUGUAA